CCACAUUUUCUCGGCAACCAAACGGGCGGCUUUUAGGUUUUAUUAUUAUAUUAUUAUUAGUUUAGUCAAGCAAAAAAAAAAAAAAAAAAAAAAAAGGUUUUGAUUUUACAUGACGGGUUUGGUUGCUGAGAAAAUGCAGAGAGAUGAAAAACCAGUAUAAUCAGAAUACAAAAUCGCUUGCUUAAAUGUUUCUUUUGUUGGUUUUUACAUCAACAAACAGAGGAUUAUAUAAAUUUAUUUGCAAUUUCAGUAAGGUCGCAAUGGAUUGGAGUUUUGUAAAUAAAGCUUGGGACAAGUGGGCUUCUGUCAAUAUUGGCUCUUCUGUUGAGCCAUUGAAAGCUGCUCUUCUAAUCAACUAUGAUCCAACCGGACCGUCUCGAUUGCUGUCCACCAUUGCAGCACAAGAAGGAAUAAAAGUAACACCCAUUGAGUUGGCCCAUUUUAUGGAUUUUAUCAAAGGUGACAAGAUCCAGACAGAGAGCUUCAUUAUUGGGUUAAAUCAAUAUAUUAUCACUUCAAUUCAUGAGAAUUGGUUUUGCGCAAGGUGCAUGAACACAUCAAAGCCUGCUGGUGAAGGUGCUAUUGUUAUGCAAACAGCAGCAUUUAUCUUGGUUGCACUGUAUGAUGGUUCUAUUGGCUCAGCAUCUCGCGCUAUGAGUGCAGUUGAUCAGUUUGCAUCACAAUUGUGUCGAAGAAAUCUAUAACCAUGUUUUCAUCUAUUAUGUGAUUGUAUUCACUCUUUUUUGUGUUUGAUUAAUUUUUCUAUUGUUUAUCCUCAAUUUUGAUGCAGUUGUAGUCAUCACCAUCAUUAAUCAUGAUAAGGAAUAUAGUCAGAUGUGUUUUUUUUUUUUUUUUUUUCUUUUUCUUUUCCUUGAUUUGUACUGUAUGUGAUUUUUCCUAGUCACAAAUGAAGCUAUAACGUGACUGAUGGAAGAAAUGAAUUUAACCCCUGAUUAUGUUUUUCAUGCA
Messenger RNA from Ziziphus jujuba (common jujube), 969 nucleotides. RefSeq lists its product as uncharacterized. The transcript is spliced from 5 exons. NCBI's taxonomy places the organism in Eukaryota, Viridiplantae, Streptophyta, Magnoliopsida, Rosales, Rhamnaceae. Gene Ontology annotation, molecular function: actin binding. The coding region runs from base 186 to 704 and encodes 172 amino acids. The record is from RefSeq and is a predicted model, not a curated record.